This is a messenger RNA of Amorphotheca resinae ATCC 22711, 2782 nucleotides long. RefSeq lists its product as hypothetical. Gene Ontology annotation, molecular function: DNA-binding transcription factor activity, RNA polymerase II-specific; DNA binding; zinc ion binding. Bases 26 to 2500 code for a protein of 824 amino acids. The transcript has 6 exons. Gene Ontology annotation, biological process: regulation of DNA-templated transcription; DNA-templated transcription. The record is from RefSeq and is a predicted model, not a curated record. Lineage: Eukaryota; Fungi; Ascomycota; Leotiomycetes; Helotiales; Amorphothecaceae.
AAUCCCGCCAAUUCCUUUCUUCGAGAUGGAUCCCGCCCGCGGUACAAGCAAUCAGAGACCCGGUCUGGAGCCUCAUAUCCGACCCUCGCCCUCUUAUUCUAGAACACCUCCUCAAGUCCCAGCUCAAGGGGGUUCAUUGCUGCCAACAGGCGCAAGUACGGGAUCUGGCACAUCCUCGUCAGCGCCCCGGAUACGGAGAAGGAACCGCAUGAUAACGAGCUGUCUCGAGUGUCGACGUCGCAAGUUGAAGUGCGAUAAAUCGCAUCCUUGUACUAACUGCGUGAAGUCCAAUCGCGAUUGUGUCUUUCUGGCACCGGCUCUGGACCAGGCCAGCCAGCUCAAGCUCACGGAAAUCAAAGAGAAAGUGGGGUCGUUGGAACGGCUGCUGGAGAGAGAUAUUGCCAAGUCCUCGGCAUCGACAGCGACGGCCCCUCACCUGGAGAGGGCUGUACCUGACGAUGUGGAGGAUGGCCUGCCACCGAACGAAGAUGAGAAGGACUUGGAGCCAACGCCGUUGGCUACUGUAGAUGCGGCUUUUGAGAUCGACGGCGAAGAUGAUGAUCUGCUGGAUCUGGGAGUCCAACUAGGGAAGAUGCGAAUCACUGAACGAAUUGGAGGCUUCGUCAGACCCAAGAUUACUCAAGAGCUCCAAUCUACUAUCGCGAGCAGAGGACAUAAAGGCCCCGGCCCCGGCCCCUUAGAACCACCACCUGUCCCACCACCUGUUACUCUUCCACCUGCAAGCGAAUGGCUGAAACCUGGACCUGCGUAUAUCGCUCCCUCGUCUGGCUUCUUCUUUGGGACAGCGGUUCAUCAGGCGUCCCUAAUUGAUUACUUGCCAUCAAGACUAGCUGCAGAUAGGCUCAUCAAGCAAUACUUCCUUGCUGUUCACCAUAUUGCUAAGGUCCUACAUCGACCAACAUUUGAGAGAGAAUAUGAUACCUUCUGGGAUGAGGUCUCUCUCGGAAUUGAACCUCCACCCUCGGUACAAACAGUAGUGUUCGCUGCAAUGUUCUCCGGGGUUGUCAGUAUGGAUGAAGCCGAUGUCAUUCGCGACUUUGGAGUGUCUAAAGCCAGCUUGGUCGAGAAUUUCAAGCUCGGCACAGAAACUGCAUUGUCCAGAGCGAACUUCCUACGAACAACUAAGAUUGAGACGUUACAAGGAUUUGUGAUGUAUCUGAUUCCGCUUUGUAGAGGAGAGAUAUCACGGGCUCAUUCAGUUCUAGUCGGAGCUGCAAUAAGAAUGGCCGAGUGCAUGGGUCUUCACCGUGACGGUGAAACUUAUGGGAUGAGCCCUCUUGAGACCAACUUGCGCCGCCUAAUCUGGCACCAACUUUGCUUCCUGGAUAUUCGAACUUGUGAAGCAACAGGUCCACGCCCCAUAAUCCGACGAGAAGAUUUUGACACAAGAUUUCCUCUAAACGUUGACGAUAUUGACCUCCAUGCCUCCGGGGACCCACCUGUCACAGAAAAUCGAUGGACAGAUGCUACCUUCAGUCUAAUUCGAAUGGAGAUCAAUGAAAUGAUUAGAACGAUCUGGGUUGACAGAACCCGUUUGGAACGCCGGAAGGUAACUCUCACGGCGGUCUUGUCCAAAAUCGAGACAUUUAAAGCGAACAUGGCCGCCAGAUAUGACCAUUUAAUGGAUGACAGGAUACCUGUCCAGAAAUGUGCCAGAGUUGUGAAGGCACUCCUCCUAUCUCGGCUGCUUACUAUGGUACUUCAUCGUUACCAUAACUCUGUUGCGUCUCCAAUGCCAGAUCGACUCCGUAAACUCAUGAUCUCAGGAGGAAUUAUAACACUGGAGACAGCGAUCACCUUAGAGACGAGUCCUGAUCUGAGAAGCUGGACAUGGUACAGCGGAGCACUUCAGCAGUACCACACAGCCGUUCUAUUCCUCAUGGAAAUAGUGAUCUACCCCGAUCGUAAGGAGGCGGCUCGCAUUUGGCCCUUGUUGGCCUACAUCUUCGAGUGCGAUCCGUCAGAGGAUCCGGUGAUGCAAGCCCAGAAGGUACUUUCUGAGCUACAGCAUAAAAUCGCGGUAUAUCAAAGCAUGCGUGGCAUGCGCGUACCAGUCGUCAUGGAGAAACACGUUGGGCAACGAGCACCACCUAUCCCCGAAACCGACAACAAGACAGCUGCUUCUCAACAUCCCCCUCCGUCAACAAGCCGGGAGCCCCUUGGGCCUCCCCAACGCAUUCCCGAGGUACCACCGUCUAUAGGCAAAGCGCAAGUCCCCGAAGUCGCCUUCGCCGGCGUCGCAAACCAAGAAGUCCUCUGGGCGCUCCCCAAACAUCAAAGUCCCGAAGCAAGCAGUGAUUCCAGCAGCGUGGUUGAGAAACCGAAAAUGCCCCCCGUGUCUGGGGCUGGUAAUGAUCUGAUGACGGAGAUUGAUUGGGAUGCUUUCGACGCUUUGUUCCCACCGGAUCAACAAAAUGACGUCUUGAAUCAGCCCGGUCCCCAGUUCCUGAAUAUGCCAGGUGGGAUGCGUCGCUAUUAACCUAGUCUAUGUGUGUAUCUGCGAUGCACCGCAGUGAUUACGAUGAGUGUUUUAUUCCUGAAAGAAGAAUCUGAGGUCAUGGAUUAGGUAGGGAUAUGGAGGUCAAGAUGUGGUCUGGUUCUGUCCCUAUAGUUGAAGGAGGGGUUGGUUAUAUAUAGGAAGUGGCUAUUCCCACUUUCAUUCAUAAUGAUAAAAAAUAGGAGAAGAGCUUUAUCUUCUAACAUAAAUAGAAAUAAUUUGCUGCAAUGGCAAUACAUAUAUAUACAGGGAGCUGAGCCGUCC